UUUUUGUACUGAUUUACUUCUUAGACGAUAUUGUGAAUGUUCUUGCUGCCUUAAGAAAAAUAGCAAAUGAAAUGAUGGUUCAGAGGGGUAGGGGGGAUGAUUUCUAGUGUAGCAUUUAUUGGAUAUCCACACUGUAUUGGUGCUCUGGAGACUACAAGAAGAUUGAAAAAUAGUUUGACUAAAGAUUUUGUUGCCACUUGCUAUAUAAUAAACUGUGUUAGGCUCCAGAAAUACAGAAUCAUAUUAAAAGUAGUCCAUUCUCUCAAAGUCUUUAGAGGAAUCAGAGGCAAAGGGGAGAGCUUAAGCAAAGAUAUAUAGGGUAAGCACUCAAGGCCUAUUUUAGGGAUGGUUAGUAGCCGAAAUCAGAUUGAUUCUAUUCUUUGCAGCCAAAGAUGGAGAAACUCUAUACAGCCAGCAAAAACAAGACGGGAGCUGACUGUGGCUCAGAUCAUGAACUCCUUAUUGCCAAAUUCAGACUUAAAUUGAAGAAAGUAGGGAAAAGCACUAUAUCAUUCAGGUGUGACCUGAAUCAAAUCCCUUACGAUUAUACAGUGGAAGUGACAAAUAGAUUCAAGGGAUUAGAUAUCAUAGACAGAGUGCUGGUAGAACUAUGGAUGGAGGUUCAUGACAUUGUACAGGAGGCAGUGAUCAAGACCAUCCCAAGAAAAAGAAAUGCCAAAAGGGAAAAUGGUUGUCUGAGGAGGCCUUACAAAUAGCUGAUCAAAGAAGAGAAGCUAAAGGCAAAGGAAAAAAGGAAAGAUAUGCCCAUUUGAAUGCAGAGUUCCAAAGAAUAGCAAGGAGAGAGAAAAAAGCUUUCCUCAGUGAUCAGUGCAGAGAAAUAGAGGAAAAUAACAGAAUGGGAAAGACUAGAGAAAAUUAGAGAUAUCAAGGGAACAUUUCAUAUAAAUAUGGGCACGGUAAAGGACAGAAAUGCUCUGGACCUAACAGAAGCAGAAGAUAUUAAGAAGAGGUGGCAAGAAUACACAGAAGUAUACAAAAAAGAUCUUCAUGACCCAGAUAACCAUGAUGGUGUAGUCACUCACCUAGAGCCAGACAUCCUGGAAUGCAAAGUCAGGUGGGCCUUAGGAAGCAUCCAUCACUAGGAACAAAGCUAGUGGAGGGGAUGGAACCCCAGCUGAGCUGUUUCAAGUCCUGAAAGAUGCUGCUGUGAAAGUGCUCUGCUCAAUAUGCCAGCAAAUCUGGAAAACUCAGCAGUGGCCACAGGACUGGAAAAGGUUGGUUUUCAUUCCAAUCCCAAAGAAAGGCAAUGCUAAAGAGUGUUCAGACUACUGCACAAUUGCACUCAUCUCACGUACUAGCAAAGUAAUGCUCAAAAUUCUCCAAGCCAGGCUUCAACAGUACGUGAACUUCCAGAUAUUCAAGCUGGAUUUAGAAAAGGCAGAGGAACCAGAGAUCAAAUUGCCAACAUCCUCUGGAUAAUCGAAAAAGCAAGAGAGUGCCAGAAAAACAUCUAUUUCUGCUUCAUUGACUAUGCCAAAGCCUUUGAUUGUGUGGAUCACUCCAAACUGUGGAAGAUUCUUCAAGAGAUGGGAAUACCAGAUCACCUGACCUGCCUUCUGGGAAACCUGUAUGCAGGUCAGGAAACAACCGUUAGAACUGGACAUGGAAUGACAGACUGGUUCCAAAUAGGGAAAGGAGUAUGUCAAGGCUGUAUUCUGUCACCCUACUCAUUUAACUUAUAUGCAGAGUACAUCAUGAGAAACCCUGGGCUGGAUGAAGCACAAGCUGGAAUCAAGAUCACUGGGAGAAGUAUCAUUAACCUCAGCUAUGCAGAUGACACCACCCUUAUGGCAGAAAGUGAAGAACUGAAGAGCCUCUUGAUGAAAGGGAACGAGGAGAGUGAAAAAGUUGGCCCAAAGCUCAACAUUCAGAAAACUAAGAUCAUGGCAUCUGGUCCCGUCACUUCAUGGCAAACAGAUGGGGACACCAUGGAAACAGGGAGAGACUUUAUUUUCUUGGGCUCCAAAAUCACUGCAGAUGGUGACUGCAGCCAUGAAAUUAAAAGACACUUCCUCCUUGGAAGAAAAGCUAUGACCAACCUAGACAGCAUAUUAAGAAGUAGAGACAUUACUUUGCCAACAAAGGUCCAUCUAGUCAAAGCCAUGGUUUUUCCAGUAGUCAUGAAUGGAUGUGAGAGUUGGACUAUAAAGAAAGGUGAGCACCAAAGAAUUGAUGCUUUUGAACUGUGGUGCUGGAGAAGACUCUUGAGAGUCCUUUGGACUGCAGGGAGAUCCAACCAGUCAAUCCUAAAGGAAAUCAGUCCUGAAUAUUCAUUGGAAGGACUGAUGUUGAAGCUGAAACUCCAAUACUUUGGCCACCUGACGCGAAGGACUGACUCAUUUGAGAAGACCUUGAUGCUGGGAGAAAUUGAGGGCGGGAGGAGAAGGGGACGACAGAGGAUGAGAUGGUUGGAUGGCGUCACCAACUCAAUGGGCAUGAGUUUGAGUAAGCUCCAGGAGUCGGUGAUGGACAGGGAAGCCUGGUGUGCUGCAGUCCAUGGGGUCACAAAGAGCCGGAUACGACAGCAACUGAACUGAACUGAGUAGGCUGAAGUGAUCAGGCAGUAACUGUGGUGCCUGAAGUGGUGGAAGAUAAGGUUGGAAAUGCAGAUAUUGACCAAACUCUGAAGUGCUUUAAAUCAAGAUGAGGGAUGUUUACUUCCCUGGUUUCCUAGAAAGCUUUUUGAGCGUGGAUGUGAAGUUAAAUUUGAUUUGGAAUGCACUGCUGGUGGCAUGCUGUGGGAUGGGUUGCAGAGCAGAAGAGCUGAAAGUAGUGAUACAGGUCAACUGAAACUGUAAUGGAGAAGCAGAAAGUUGAGGAGAAUUCGCAGGCACAAAACUGCCAGGAGUUGACUUGGUGGGUGAUGAGCUGGCUAGAGUUGAAGAUACCAACCAGAAUUUUAAACUUAAGUAACUGAGAUGAUGGUGUUACCCUUCACUAGAGUGGAGAGGAGUUGAUGUGAAGUCAUAGGAAACAGACCAAAAGAUUACUGUAUGAGUUGCAUAUGCACAACCAUGUAAACCGCUUUAUGGGCAUACUCAGUUUGGGAGGUCAUUUUGACUGCCUGACUUUUCAUCUCACAAGUGAACUCAAGUGACUCUAUUAGACCAGAGAAAUUGAGAUUCAGAGUCCUCAUGGAGGAGCCAGCCUUAGAAAGGAGAGAGGCACGAUUAUAUCUGAAGCUGAGAAGAGGGGAUAAGGAAUCCUGCAGAGGAAGUUUUGGGGAAAGUUGAGCAAUUGAUAGAGCAGUAUGACUGAUGAUGAAGCCAUCUAAGAUGGCAGGACGUGGAUGGGGUGACUUCGGGGAGGGCAGAGGAGGUUUGACACAGAUGUGCAGAUGAGUGGCAUGGGCCCAGCUAAGGCUGGCUGCAUAAGCAGUGUGCUCUUCCCAU
Dama dama (fallow deer) is the source of this 3413-nucleotide messenger RNA. RefSeq lists its product as uncharacterized. NCBI's taxonomy places the organism in Eukaryota, Metazoa, Chordata, Mammalia, Artiodactyla, Cervidae. The record is from RefSeq and is a predicted model, not a curated record. The transcript is spliced from 2 exons. The coding region runs from base 1548 to 2558 and encodes 336 amino acids.